AACCCUACUGCUCCGUCCCUGAACUCAUAAACUAAGAAAAUGGAGGAAUCAAGGAAUGGGGAUUGUGAAGAGUGCAAAAAGAAUGCGUCAAAAUACACGUGCCCAGGUUGCUGCCUCCGCACCUGCAGCCUCCCUUGCGUUAACGCUCACAAGCAACGCACUGGCUGCAAUGGCAAAAGGAACAUCACUUCCUUUGUCCCUCUCUCUAAAUUCGACGAUAAUCUUCUCAUAUCAGAUUAUAAUCUGCUGGAGGAAACAAAAAGGGUUGCUGAAACUGCUGAAAGAAUAAGGUCCAAACUAUGUAAUACUACUAACAGCAGCUAUCAUCCUCAUUUUAAGCUUCCAUAUCCCCUUCGGACUCUCCGUAGUGUUGCUGCUUCUCGCAAAACUAAGCUCUUGUUUCUCCCCUCUGGGAUGUCUAGGAGGGAAACUAAUCAAACUCUAUUUAACCACAGGAAGAAGUGCAUUUCAUGGACUAUUGAAUGGCGGUUUCACUCUACAGAUGUUGUUCUACUUGACCAUGGUGUACAUGAAGAUACAAGCCUCUGCUCAUUAAUCGAAAACCAUCUCCAACCUAGCCCCUGGAAUCAUCCUCUAAGGCAGUUCUGCGAAGUGCAGCUCGACUGCCUUAAGUUUUUUAUUCGAAAAUACCCUAAGGGGAUGUCACCUUUUCGGGAGUUAGACAUAAAGGCCCCAAUACGGCAACAAUUAGCUGAUAUGGUUGUUCUAGAGUAUCCCGUAAUUCAUGUGUAUCUUCCUUCGGAUCGCUAUGAUUUUGAAAUUAUCAAGAAGAACCUUCCUGUCAAUCAUAGGAGAGAGAGCAAGGAUUCUAACAUUGCUGAUAAUGAAAUCCAAAAAGGUGUUACCUUCAGGGAGGAGGAAAUAAAAGAGAAUGGUAGUUCUUUAGACUCUCAGGUCUUUGAUCUUAUGAAGCAUGUGCAUCAAAUCCCUCCUCAAAACAAGUCUGAGAAAGCAUUCGGUAACUCAGUGUCAUCCUUGACGAGAACUGAGGCAGGGAACAGGGUGCAUUCCAGCACCCUGGCUAAGGACUCUGGAUUUUUCAAAGACAUGGAGUUUCAUUUUGAUCAAGGGUUACUUGAUGCAUAUUCAGAUCUCAUUGCCGAAAUUAAUCCAGAUGACUUUCUUGAUUUAGAAGGUGAGUUCGCUAAGCAAUCAGAAACAGAUGAUAGAAGAGACCUUUUGGAUUCUAGGGGGGGUUUCUUUGCCGAGGAAUUGGAGGAAGGGGAGAUUGUAGAUUAGUUCACUGUCAGUUUUCCCAGGAAGCUGAGGAGCAUGACUAUAGUAAGAAUUUAUUAGGAGUUGUUUCUUGCUACUGGUCAUAAUUUUCGUCUACAAUCUGCUCCAGCUUCUGUCAUAUUUAUGGAACAACUCCACAACUCUGGCAUACAAGCAUGCAAUUUCUUUCACACUGAACAUUACUCGACUCUCUGGAAACGCUCAAAGAUCAGGACAAAUGCUUGGAUAUCUUGUAAGUUCAAUAGCUGAUAUAAUAUUUCAUUCCUGCAGAAAAGAACUCUAUUAUCUGUUUGAGAGGAAGGUGGAGUAUACAAUUUUGGUUUGAUAUUAAAGGGGUCUUGGAUUCAUG
This is a messenger RNA of Hibiscus syriacus, 1606 nucleotides long. Its product is annotated as box C/D snoRNA protein 1. Gene Ontology annotation, cellular component: nucleus; pre-snoRNP complex. Lineage: Eukaryota; Viridiplantae; Streptophyta; Magnoliopsida; Malvales; Malvaceae. The record is from RefSeq and is a predicted model, not a curated record. Gene Ontology annotation, biological process: snoRNA localization; maturation of LSU-rRNA from tricistronic rRNA transcript (SSU-rRNA, 5.8S rRNA, LSU-rRNA); box C/D snoRNP assembly. The transcript has 5 exons. Bases 40 to 1260 code for a protein of 406 amino acids.